CUGGAUGUCAAAUGGAACCCGUUUGAUGAUUACAGCAUCGCGUCAUGCUCAGAGGACUGCACUGUGAAGAUCUGGGACAUUCCAGCUUUUGGUCUUCAGCAGAACCUCACCAAAGCCAGGAAGACCCUGGUGGGUCACUCCAGGAGGGUGGCCAUCAUCGAAUGGCACCCAACCGCCCAGAAUCUGCUGCUAAGCUCCGCCUACGACUAUAAGGUUCUCCUCUGGGAUAUCUCUCAGGCUGGAGCAGUCAUUCUGCAUCCAGUCCGGGUCAUCCUGAUGCCCGUCCACCACCGAUACCCCUCAGAGGCCCUGCUGCUGUCCGUCAGCUUCAACAGUGACGGCAGCAGACUGGCGGUCACGUCCAAAGACAGACGAGUUCGAGUCGUGGACCCGCGGUUGGGAAAGAUUCUCCAGGUCUCCAGCUAUAAGUUCCACCGGGCCAACAAGGUUUUGUACAUCGACGGGUUGAAGAUGCUCCUGUCCACCGGGAGUUCCUCGUGGAAGCACAGACAGAUGGUCCUCUGGGAUGCAGAGGAUUUAUCCGAGCCUUUAUACGAGGAAGAUCUGGACGGAUCCGCUGGAGUUCUUUUCCCUUUCUACGACCCAGACACUCACAUGCUCUACCUGGCUGGAAAGGGAGACGGGAACAUCCGGUUCUACGAGCUGAGCGCCGAGAAACCCUUCAUCAGCUUCCUGAACGAGUACCGGUCCGUGCUGCCGCAGAAAGGCCUCGGAGUGAUGCCCAAACGCGGCCUGGACGUGAUGGGGUGUGAGGUCUUCCGGUUCUACCGACUAAUUGCAGUCAAAGACAUGGUGGAGCCACUGUCCAUGAUAGUGCCACGAAAAAAGGUUGACUUGGUCUUCCCCUCCUCUGCUAAUGAAGAGAACGUCAGAUGUUGAUGGUCCGUCCUGCUUUUCCAGACGGAGGUUUUCCAGGAGGAUCUGUACCCGCUG
Messenger RNA from Oryzias melastigma (Indian medaka), 954 nucleotides. Its product is annotated as coronin-2A. Lineage: Eukaryota; Metazoa; Chordata; Actinopteri; Beloniformes; Adrianichthyidae. The record is from RefSeq and is a predicted model, not a curated record. Gene Ontology annotation, molecular function: actin filament binding. Gene Ontology annotation, biological process: actin filament organization. The transcript is spliced from 7 exons. The annotation marks the transcript as partial.